Molecule: messenger RNA, 2105 nt
Organism: Exophiala oligosperma
Lineage: Eukaryota; Fungi; Ascomycota; Eurotiomycetes; Chaetothyriales; Herpotrichiellaceae
Product: alpha,alpha-trehalose-phosphate synthase (UDP-forming)
Exons: 7
Coding region: 135-2105 (656 amino acids)
Biological process (GO): cellular response to heat; trehalose biosynthetic process
Cellular component (GO): alpha,alpha-trehalose-phosphate synthase complex (UDP-forming); cytosol
Molecular function (GO): catalytic activity
Source: RefSeq, a predicted model, not a curated record
CGCUAGGUUAAGCCUCUUCUCUCACCAUAUGCCAUGAUAUUCACGGGAGUGGGACCAUUUUCAUUCAAAUUCGAGCCACUUGUUACAACACGACAAACAUCUCGCUGCGGACUCCGCUUAACAAAUACACCAAAAUGACGCCCAACCUCAUGAAAGGCCAAACCGACACAUCCAAAUUCACAGGCACAAAGCCAGACACUCCCGCUACCGACCCAAAUAACAACAAUCUCCAGAAUUACAACCCUGCCAGCGAUGAUAAGAAGUCGUCAACUGCUGCGCCGUUGCUGAGCAGCGAAGGAGCCGUGGGAAAACAGUUUACGGCGGAUGGAGCAAUUGGCAGUGUAGGCGAAGCCGUCCGUGGUCCACUUGCCUCCGAUGGAGCUAUUGGGAAGAAUUUCACCGCCGAUGGAAGCGUUGGCGGGACUAUCAAUAACAUCGUCGACCUUGAUAUCCCUUUCUUCAGCUCGCCAUGCUCCUAUUUCAGCGCAAAUAGAUUCUAUACACUUCUACUCUGUCGACUUCUCCAUGGAUCCUCAUUUGAAGGUCGAGUACUUGUGAUUGCCAAUCGACUUCCUAUUACCAUCAAAGACACCAAGGAUGGGAACUUCGAAUACAACAUCUCAUCUGGGGGCCUCGUGUCAGGACUACGAAGUCUCGCCAAAGCUGUCGUUUUUAAGUGGUUUGGCUGGCCUGGAAUCGACAUCCAUCGGAACGACAAAGACAGGGUCCGUCGAGAUCUUCAGGACAAAUUUCAUGCCUACCCUAUCUUCUUGAACGAGCAGCUGGCUCAAGCUCACUACAACGGAUUCUCUAAUUCAGUGUUAUGGCCCCUGCUGCAUCGAAUGCCUGAAAAGGUACGUGCAGAAGAAAGCUGGCCAAUGGCGUAUCGAGAGGUCAAUGAGAUAUUCGCAGACAACAUUGUGCCUAUGGUCGAGGAUGACGAUCUCAUCUGGGUUCACGAUUAUCACCUGCUUCUUCUCCCAGGUAUACUGCGUGAACGCCUGGCCAAAAAGAAGAAUGUCAAGAUAGGUUCCUUCUUGCACACGCCGUUCCCUACAGACGACUUCUUCACUAUCUUACCCCUCCGUGAGGAGAUUUGUCGCAGCUUCUUGUUAUGUGACGUGGUUGGUUUUCAUACACAGGAGUACGCUCAAGAUUUCCUGGACAGUGCUUCAAUUGUCCUCGAUGGUGUCUCAAGAUCCCCAUCCGACUUGCACUGGGGCGGUAGAAAAGUGAUUGUCCAUGGCUUUCCCAUUGGAAUAGAGCCCGAGGACUUCCGGCAGCGCAUGGAGAGCGAAUGCGUCAAACGAGAGCUUGCGAAUUUAAAAGACAGCUUCAAGGGACAGAAGAUCAUUCUUGGAGUCGACCGUUUGGACUACAUCAAGGGGAUAACACAAAAAUUGAUGGCCUUUGAUAGGUUUUUGACCGAACGUCCAGAUUGGGUGGACAAAGUAUGCCUGAUCCAGCUGGCCAUUCCGACUCGCGCGGAAGUGGACACCUAUAAGAAAUUGCGAGAGGAGGUCGAAGCUCUCGUAGGUCACGUCAAUGGAAAGCACGGAACAUUUUCAAGCACGCCAAUCCACUAUUUUUAUCGCUCUAUUAAACCAGAGCAACUCUGUUCCUUGUAUGCUGCUGCCGACGUAUGCAUCAUUUCCUCGAUCCGAGACGGCCUCAACAUGGUGAGCUAUGAAUAUGUCGCCUGUCAAAACCAGGACACGGCCGGAGUUCUACUGAUGUCCUACUACGCCGGUGCUGUGAAGACACUUCCGUCCACAGUGGUAGUUAAUCCAUGGGACAUUCCACGGUUCUCGAAUACUAUUGAGGAUGCUCUAGAGAUGAGCGCAGAAGAACGAAGGAGACGUUAUAGGCAGAAUGUAGAUAUUGUGGAUCGAUGCACCAGUGUUCGUUGGGGCACCAUGUUCCUCAAUACCCUGUACAAGGGCCGCGUCCCCGAGCCAGAGGAGCUACCGGAUGCAACUGAGCAGAUCAAGGAAACGGACAACCGCACCAUAAGGACUGCCCAUAUAUUACAGGAGAGAUCCCGGAGUCGGGAAGCUUCUCAAUCAUCGACUGUGGCAUCGGAUUCCGGACUUUCUGCAGUCUAA